CUGACCGGAACCGGAAAUCCACAAGAAACCAAAAUGCUGUGUUCGCUGUGCAGGAAGAUCUCCCAACAGCUACCAAGGAGCUUGAGUAACCAUAGUUACAGUUACAUACAGGGAAAGAUAUUGAAACAACUUCAAAUGAACUUGCAAGUAAGGACACUAUUUGGAUUUACUCGAAAACCUAAACCAAAGUACUCUGUUGUAAAACCUGGAUCAGUGAGUGGUCUACUUCAUGUUCCAAAGCACAUAGUUAAACCUCCCUAUGCACAGGAUCCUGAUGAUGAGAAAGCGUAUGAUAGUCCAAAGGUGAUAGAAAUUAAGAAUGAAGUACAGAUUGCUGGAAUGAGAGAAAGUUGUAAGCUAGCCAGGAAAGUUCUUGAUUUGACUGCAGAAAUUGUCAAAGUUGGCAUAACUACUGAUGAAAUAGAUAGAUUUGUUCAUAAAACUGUAAUAGACCAUAAUGCAUACCCUUCAACGCUAUUAUACCGAAACUUCCCGAAGUCAGUCUGUACAUCAAUAAACAAUGUGGCCUGCCAUGGUAUUCCCGAUGACAGACCUUUAGAAAACUCUGACAUCAUCAAUAUUGAUAUAACUAUAUUUUACAAUGGUUUCCAUGGGGAUUUAUCCGAGACUUAUGUGGUUGGUGACACAGAUUCUGCUGCCAUGGAUCUCAUAAUAACAACAAAGAAGUGUCGCGAUGAGGCUAUCAAUAUAUGUAAACCAGGGAUUCCCUUCUCAGAGAUAGGCCAAGUCAUAGAAGAUAUUGCCCAUGGUGCAGGCUAUCAAGUGGUGCCAUAUUUCUGCGGUCACGGUAUAGGGGAGUACUUCCAUGGCUUGCCUCAGGUUAAUCAUUGCAGUAAAUACAUGUCAGAUGAUGAAGGUACUGCUGUCAUGUCACCAGGGAUGACCUUUACUAUAGAGCCUAUCCUGACUGAAGGGGGAGAACCAUAUAUCUCUAUAUGUGAGGAUGGCUGGACAGCAGUCAUGAAUGAUGAUUCUCGAACUGCACACACAAAAGAUGUUCUAGUCAGAUGAAAUGCCAAAGGAAACAUAUUCAAAUAGGAUCAGGUCACAUUAAGAAAUAACUCUUCGUCAAAUCGACAAUAUGAUUGACUUUAAAGGUUUAAUCAAUUGACGCAGUCCAGAAGUGAUGGAUUGAGGAAACAAUAAAGAAAAAUGACACAUUUGUAUAAUCAUCAAUAUUCAAAUAUAUUAAUACCAUCAUUAAAUGUCAACAUCAUAAGUAAAAAAGGACAUUUAAAAAAUUACAAUAUAUGGACAAUCAAUUUAAUGAAAAUGUUAAAAUGAACUAAAUGAAAUCAUCAAUACAUAUUAGAUACUUCCGUAGUUCAGUCCCAUGAUUCACAAGUACACAUUACCAAUAUAUUUAGUUCAUUUCAUUAUC
Molecule: messenger RNA, 1402 nt
Organism: Owenia fusiformis
Lineage: Eukaryota; Metazoa; Annelida; Polychaeta; Sabellida; Oweniidae
Source: the annotation of a GenBank genome assembly